This is a messenger RNA of Ficedula albicollis (Collared flycatcher), 3590 nucleotides long. It is a transcript of the gene TMC6, whose product is annotated as transmembrane channel like 6. The transcript is spliced from 21 exons. The record is from RefSeq and is a predicted model, not a curated record. Gene Ontology annotation, molecular function: mechanosensitive monoatomic ion channel activity. Lineage: Eukaryota; Metazoa; Chordata; Aves; Passeriformes; Muscicapidae. Bases 539 to 2938 code for a protein of 799 amino acids. Gene Ontology annotation, cellular component: plasma membrane.
ACGAGACGGGACGGGACGGGACGGGACGGACAGGGCUCAGUAGGGUGGGCGCGGAGCCGGAGCGCGUUCCGUCGGUUCCCGGUACCGGGGGUGCGGGGCCCCACGGGAAGCCCCGGGGUGGACACCGGCCCCGAGCAGCCCCAGCCCGGCCCGGGGCGGCGGAGGAGGGACAGCAGGGGAGGAAGGGGACGGGGGCGCGGUGGGCGGCACGGGGCUCUUUGUCCCCUUAGGGCCGGUGCGCGCUUUCCCGAACCGAGCUCUGGUACCGGCGCUCGGAGCUUCGUGCUUGACCCGAGCGGUCCCGGGACUGCGGGCGGAACCCGCUCGACGGCGGCACCGCCCCAUCCGCCGUCUCUUCCUUCCUGACGCUUGGGCUGGACCUAGAGUUAGUCCCGGCUUUGCCCCGGCCCCGCAGCCGCGGCUCUGUCCGCGCCCCGCAGCGCUCGGGAGCCGCAGGAACCGAGGGAGCGCGGAGGGGCCGGGACCGCUCUGCCCAGCACGGCAGGGCCCGCACGAGGGACCCGCUCGGGCUCGCAGCAUGUCCCAGCCGCCCUCCAUCACCCUGCACGUCCCCGAGGGCACCGAGAGCGAUGGCCAGGAGCUCAGCCCGGACAACGAGAGAGCCCUGCACACCUCAUUCCACCAGCUCAUCCUGGAGCAGAGCAGCUUGAUCGAGGCAGGUCUGGAGCUGGAGUUGCAGGAGAGGAGCAGAGAGUCCCCAGCCUGCUUGGCUGCUCGAGAUGCCUGUGCAGUGGCCUGGCCAGAGCCCAGGCAAGGUGAGGAGCACCCCAGCUACUCCUCUGCCUCCCUGCAGAUCUUGGCCAGCAUGCCCAGCCGCACCAUCGGCCGCAGCCUCGGGGCCGUCAUCUCCCAGUACUGCAACCGCACGGCGCGGCUGCGGCGCCGCAGCAGCCGCCCUCCCCUGCAGCAGCUGUGCCGCGCGGCACGGCCCAGCCUGCGCCAGUACGGCCUGGACACCGACCCUGCCGGCGCCACGCUGCAAGAGAAGCGGCGCCUGCUGGUGAAGGAGCUGCUGAGCCUCUCGCCCAGCCAGUGCAGCCACAUGCUGCUCACCAUGCCCCUCAGCCUGGCGGAGAAACGCAUCCUGCGGCGGCAGCUGAGCGGGCAGAGGGGCCCCCUGGGGCAGCGUGCCCAGCACUGGGCCCCCUGCUCACCCUGUGGCUGGCCCAAGGUCUGCGUUGUCCUCGGCUGCCGAGGUCUCUGGUACAGGCUCCUGUCCCUGCUCCGCACUGCCCAGCCCUGGCACUAUGCCCUGAAGCAGAUUGGUGGCCGCUUCGGCUCCAGUGUCCUCUCCUACUUCCUCUUCCUCAAGACGCUCCUUAUGUUGAACUUCUUUUCCUUCUUCAUCCUCCUGGCCUUCGUGGUGGUCGUGCAGGCUGUGUACCCCUCUGCACCAGUCAGCCCCCAGCCCUUCACUGGCCUGGAGCUGCUCACAGGAGCGGGCUCCUUCACGCACUCGCUGCUGUACUACGGCUACUACAGCAACGUGACCCUAAACGACCCCUGCAGCUCCAGCCCUAAGGGCAGCGAGUGCCCCCUCACAGCCCCUCCGCUCCCCUACAACUUGCCACUGGCCUACCUCUUCAGUGUUGGGGUCUCCUUCCUUGUCACCUGCAUCCUGCUGGUGUACAGUGUGUCCCACUCUUUUCGGGAGAGCGUGGGAAGCUCCACGGGGGUCUUGGCCAUCAAAGUCUUCUGUGCCUGGGACUUCAAGGUGAUGCAGAAGCGCUCAGUGAAGCUGCAGUGCCAGAACAUCUGCACCCAGCUGAAGGAGCUGCUGGUGGAGCAGCGCUGCCGCUCCCGCUCCCAGAGCCGCCUCCAGUGCCUGGGCCACUGCCUGGUGGUGCUGCUGGCCUGGCUGCUGGCUCUGGGCUCGGCCUCGGGCUGCGUGCUGGCUCUGCACCGCUUCUCGGAGCACAUGCACACGGUUCAGCAGGAGCUACAGGCACAGGGCAGUGACAGAUGGCAGCAAGAAGCCGUUCUGCUGGUCCUGCCCCUUGUGGUGUCCCUCCUCAAUGCCUUGAUGCCCCACCUGUACAACCUGCUGGCCAUGUGGGAGAAGCAGGACUCCCCAGUGACACAGGUCUCCGUGGCAAUCGUCAGGAACCUCAUCCUGAAGAUGAUGGUUCUCAGCCUGCUGUGCUACCAGUGGCUCAGCCGGAGCGUUAUCUGCUCAACAGAGGAGUGCUGGGAGACAUGUGUGGGACAGGACCUUUAUCGCUUCACGGUGAUGGAUUUCAUAUUCACCUUGCUGGAUACACUCUUUGGGGAGCUGAUCUGGAGGCUAAUCCUGGAGAAGAGGCUGAAGACAAAGCAGAGGCCAGAGUUUGAUAUCGCCCGAAACGUGCUGGAGCUGAUGUAUGGGCAGACCCUGACCUGGCUGGGCAUUCUCUUCGCGCCACUUCUGCCAGCUGUGCAGAUGCUGAAGCUGCUGCUGCUCUUCUAUAUCAAAAAGACCAGCCUGAUGCGGAACUGCCAGUCCCCCAGCAAGCCCUGGCAAGCAUCACGCAUGAGCACCGUGUUCAUCACCCUGCUGUGCUUCCCCUCCUUCCUGGGUGCAGCUGCCUUCCUCUCCUACACCAUCUGGUCGGUGCAGCCAUCAGAAACCUGCGGUCCCUUCCGGGGGCUGGAAACCAUCUACAAGUCAGGGAAGAGGUGGGUGCUGGUGCUGGAGAAGUCCAACCCCAACAUCACCUGGUUUGCCUGGGUCUACCAGCAUCUCUUGGAGAACGCCGGCCUCCAGUUCUUCAUGUCUGUGGGCCUGAUAGCUGUGAUCUACUUCAACAUCCAGGUGGUAAGAGGCCGCCAGAAGGUCAUCUGCCUGCUGCAGGAGCAGAUUGCCAACGAAGGGCAAGAUAAGGUAUUUCUCAUCCAGAAGCUUCACUCUGUUUACGAGCAGAGACAGAGACGUUCCUGAGUGCCAGCUCCACAGGAAGGAACGGGAUGGAACAGACUCUGCUCGCAGCUGGGACUGAAUCUGUCCAUCACAGCACAGCGCUGGAAGCUGGGCAACCAUGGAGUGCUGGGGGAAGAUCCUCCCCUCUUGCCCAUGGCCAAGCACCCAUUGUGGCAUGUACUGGGAACGCUGUCUCAGGGAUGCAGGUGCUCCUGCUGCCUGGAGCUGCUGGGAUGCAGUGCUGCUGUCACACCCCAGGGCACAGCUCCACGCAGGACUGCCUCACCAGCACAGCUCUGCUCCUUGGGGGCUCACUACUUGCAGAGAACAGCCCUUCAGCUCUCCUCCUGCCAGUGUGCCCUGGGCUGUUUUCAGAAUCCUCUGGGGACCAUGGAGCUUUCUCCACAGCCACCUUCACACUGCCUAGGGACAGCAAGCGUGGAGGCAGGAGCUGCCAGGCACAGACCCAGCUCCAGCCCAGUGCCUGGCUCACCAGGAGAGCAACUGGCUGACUCCAGUCCCACAAACAAGGUCACUGGGCCUCCCCCAGCAGCCCACCACCCACUGGCUGGUGGGACAGACUUGGAAAAAUCACUGUGAUGCUGAGUGCUGGGCUGGGCAGGACUCUGGGCUCAAGCUGAGCUGGCACAUUAAAGCUCUGCUGUGCAGGAGU